Molecule: messenger RNA, 207 nt
Organism: Necator americanus (New World hookworm)
Lineage: Eukaryota; Metazoa; Nematoda; Chromadorea; Rhabditida; Ancylostomatidae
Exons: 3
Coding region: 1-207 (68 amino acids)
Source: RefSeq, a predicted model, not a curated record
AUGCGUGUCAGCGGAUUUCUCGUAUUAAUUGCCUGUAUCGUCGCUUGGGCGUUCGCAUCUCCGGUAAGCGAUACGGAAGCAGCGUACAGGAUAUUGAAUAAGUAUCUGGAACGAUUUGGGGGCGACGAUCUGCAGGAUGUCUACCUAGUUGGAGAUCAUGGGUCAUACAAGCGUGGUUUGGGUCCACGACCGCUUCGAUUUGGUUAG